AUGAAUUCAAGCUCUUGUCUCAGGAUAUGUCCUUUAUCCUCACACGCCUGUUCACAUCUGCCCCGCAACAUCGAACGGCAAAGAAAUGCUAUAUCACAAAGUCAAGAUUUUGUUAUAUUUUCGCUGGAGAAAGCCCCUGAGCUCAAGGGAAAUGCCGAAGAACAGCAGAGAAUACUAAAUUUAGGGAUGAUGACCGAUCAUCUUAAGGCCGCUAUACCAACACUUCUCCAAAAGUCUCUACCCAAGGCUUUACUUCUGCAGCAUGUUCUACUUCGAAUAUGUCCCUCAUUUUUCGAGCAAAUCAAUUCGUACUUGCCCAAUAUAAAGGGACAUGCUUCUUAUUAUGCAACGUGCAAAGCAGCUCAAAUAUUUCUUACGUCAUUUCUUUUAAAUCCUCAUACACAGCUCCAUAUUGAGCUGAUACGAACUUCCAAAUUUUCUGAUUCCAAUUGUCUAUAUUCUCGAUCAACCAAAAUAUUCGUUCGCUGGUCGACAUGCUCGGAUGGUUGCACUCAUUUAUUAAAUCCAGAAAAGGCUAUUGAUACCGGGGCCGUGACUCGAUCCACAGGAACAGUGAACUUCUCGACAGCUAAUGCAAAGCUAGGAUCGCAUCGGUGGUCAAGCAUCGAUUCUGUUCAAAUAUUGGAUCAUCUGAAACAGAAUUGGACAUUGACGGGCUCUAUUGUGGACUUAGCAAAAUCAAUAGCCGGGGUUAAAAAGGAUGAUGCCAAGUUGGAAAGAAUCAUUCUGGGAAUCUUCAUCUUCGAGUUGAACGAAGAGAACAACCAAAUUGUUGUUCAUACCAUUGAAAAUUUGAACAUUAUUGAAAGGAGUGUCGAGGAAGACGUCGAGAACAAACUUCGAGUUUGUUAA
This is a messenger RNA of Metschnikowia bicuspidata var. bicuspidata NRRL YB-4993, 873 nucleotides long. RefSeq lists its product as uncharacterized. Bases 1 to 873 code for a protein of 290 amino acids. The record is from RefSeq and is a predicted model, not a curated record. The transcript has a single exon. NCBI's taxonomy places the organism in Eukaryota, Fungi, Ascomycota, Pichiomycetes, Serinales, Metschnikowiaceae.